Felis catus (domestic cat) is the source of this 264-nucleotide messenger RNA. RefSeq names its product sulfated surface glycoprotein 185-like. NCBI's taxonomy places the organism in Eukaryota, Metazoa, Chordata, Mammalia, Carnivora, Felidae. The record is from RefSeq and is a predicted model, not a curated record. The annotation marks the transcript as partial. The transcript is spliced from 3 exons.
CCACCACCACCAUCAUCAUCCUCACCACCAUCAUCACCACCACCAUCAUCAUCACCACCACCAUCAUCAUCAUCGCCAGAUCACCACCAUCAUCAUUGCCAUCACCACCGUUAUCACAGAUCACCACCAUCAUCAUUGCCAUCACCACCGUUAUCACCAUCACCACCACCAUCCUCAUCACCAUCACCACCAACAUCACCAUCGCCACCACCAUCGUCAUCAUCACCACCAUCAUCAUCACCACCAUUAUCAUCACCAUCACCA